AUCAUGGCAUUAGACUUCGAUGUCGAAACAUUCCUUCAUAACUUGAAGGCAACAAAGCCUCCAUAUGAGUGUCCAGUGGAGAACUGUGGAAAGGUAUACAAGAGUUUCUCCGGCAUUCAAGUCCAUCUAGACAACUAUGACCACAGUGUUGCUACUCCUGCCACACAGUCUUCAAAAUCUGCUCGGAAGAAGGGCAAGAGCCGGCGCGGCCAGGCGGACCGGUCGCCGUCGCCGGUGCCUUUCGAGCCCGUCAAGGUGUCGCGCGAGCCCAAGAUCAGCUACGUGGACGCCACCAAGAUGCUGGAGUAUGAAGCCGAUGGCUGCUCCCUUAGCUUCAGCAUCUCCGACAGGCUCACCAUCAUGUCCAAGGCCGAGUACGAGGCGCUGGUGCCGCCGCCGCAGGUGCUGCCCUCUAGCCCGGAGCCGGCACACCCUACGCCUGCCAAGCACGGGCCGGUGCGUGCCGGCCGCGCCGCCAGCGGCGAGGCGCGCCACCUGAGCCAGGCCGGCGACGAGCGCCGGCAGCGGGCCCUGCCGGAGGCCGCCUUUUGCGAGGGCGCUGACGACUAUCAGCUAGACGACGCGCCGCCCAUGCCCAACAACUACAUCAGGUUCAUCGAGAAGUCGCUGGACGAGCUGGACGAGGAGGUCGAGUACGACAUGGACGAGGAGGACGUGGCUUGGCUGGAGAUCACUAACCAGCAGCGGCGCGAGCGCAGCCUGCCGCCCGUGCUGGACCGCGACCUGGAGAUGCUGAUGGACCGGCUGGAGAAGGAGAGCUACUUCCAGUCCUCGCAGCAGCUGGCAGGUGGCAGCACUUCCUGGUGGCUGGAGGUGGUGGAGCCUGAAGUGUUGCGCGUGUACUGA
Pollicipes pollicipes is the source of this 867-nucleotide messenger RNA. Its product is annotated as peregrin-like. The transcript is spliced from 5 exons. Gene Ontology annotation, biological process: regulation of transcription by RNA polymerase II. Lineage: Eukaryota; Metazoa; Arthropoda; Thecostraca; Pollicipedomorpha; Pollicipedidae. The record is from RefSeq and is a predicted model, not a curated record. Bases 4 to 867 code for a protein of 287 amino acids.